Trichogramma pretiosum is the source of this 439-nucleotide messenger RNA. RefSeq names its product endocuticle structural glycoprotein ABD-5-like. Gene Ontology annotation, cellular component: chitin-based extracellular matrix. NCBI's taxonomy places the organism in Eukaryota, Metazoa, Arthropoda, Insecta, Hymenoptera, Trichogrammatidae. Gene Ontology annotation, molecular function: structural constituent of chitin-based larval cuticle. Bases 77 to 439 code for a protein of 120 amino acids. The record is from RefSeq and is a predicted model, not a curated record. The transcript has 2 exons.
CAUACUCGUCUGGCAUAGCCGUCGCUGUUCCCAUCGGAUCCCAAAGACUCGCCUACGCUCACCUUUUCGCAAAAUCAUGAAGACGAUCGCAGUUUUCGCCGCCUUGAUGGCCUGCGCCCUGGCCGCGCCACAACAGCUCCAAUCCCGUGGCUCCGUCAAGUACAACGACGCCGAGACCUACCUGGUCCGCGAGACGCCCAGCGACAACAUCGGCGUCGACGGCUACCAGUUCGCCUACGAGCUCAGCGACGGCCAGACCCGCCAGGAGAAGGCCGAGUUCAUCGCCCCGCGCAACGCCAACGAGGAGGGCAUCCUCCGUGUCACCGGCUCCUACAGCUACUACAACCCCUACGACGGCCAGACCUACACCGUGACCUACGUCGCCGACGAGAAUGGAUUCAGGCCCACCGGCGCCCAUCUGCCAAAAUCCGUAGUUUAA